AUGGUAAUUGAUCCACAUAAUUACACCAGCGGGCGCUGGCUUCGCGGAGACAGUGCGGAGCGAAAGGCUCGCUACAUCGAGUUCGACUUUGGCGCCCUUUGUCGCAAAGUUCUCGAGGUAUCGCCCGAAGCAAGCACCAUUGUAAACUAUCAAAAGGUCGAAGGAGGCUUCAACCGGGUCUUCAUAUUUGAGUUGGACAAUACCAAACGUGUGGUUGCAAGACUUCCUUUCAAGCUUGCUGGCCCAGCACAGCUAACCACCGGUUCUGAAAUUGCCACAAUCAAAUAUCUACAAGCUAACACUACCAUCCCUAUACCAAGAAUACUCGACUGGAGUUACGAUGCAGCGAGUACCGAGAACACUAUCGGCAGCGAAUACAUAAUCAUGGAGCAUGCUCCUGGUAUUCAGUUACAUAAGCGGUGGGAAACAAUGCCUGGUGACCAGCGUGUUACAUGCAUAGACGCAAUAUACCGGAAGAUGAAAGAAGUGGUUGACCUACAAUUCCCGGCUUUCGGGAGUCUGUACUUCAGGAACAGUCGACUGUGUCCAGACAAUAACCAUGCACUUGAUGAAGAAUUCUGUAUCGGGUCACAUUGUGGUACCAGGUACUGGAACUGUGAGGCUGGAGGGAACAGGUCUCCAGGAACUAUGAGCCUAAAUCGGGGACCCUGGCAUAAUUUGGACGAAUACUCUGAAGGCCUUGUUGACGCUGGUCUCUCACAACUCCCUCCUGUGAACUCAGAUAUAGAGAGCAAGCCGUCCUAUUACGGCUCAGUCGAAACACACAAUGUCCUUCUAAGAAACACGCGAAGCCUGUUGAAACGCAUGUCUGGCGAUCCUCGAAUAAAGGCUUGUGCAACACCGCUAUUAUUCCAUCCAGACCUCCAUAAAAGGAACAUCUUUGUUUCGGAAGACGAUCCUUCCAUAAUUACCGGAAUCAUUGACUGGCAAGCUGCCAGCAUUGAGCCAGCCUUCUGGUACGCGGAUGAUGUACCCGAUUUUGCGAUGGGCAACGAAAUUUGUAAUAAAGCAUUUGAAGUCUGCACUGAAUUUCUUACACCUACGUUUUCAACCCCGAGGCUGAAGGAUCAGAAUUUAUUCCGCCCAUAUCGCUACAGCUACAGAACAUGGAAAGAUGGAGCUAUAGCUUUGCAGCACGAGUUGAUUGAGACAUCUCGUCACUGGGAAAAAUUGGGGUUUGCAGACCAGUGUCCUUUCCCUUUACCUCCGGCCACAGCACUUGCGACUCACCAGAAGGAAUAUAGACUUUUUGAAGCCGCACAGAAUCUUAGAUGUGGCCUGUCAGACUUGCUUAACACGGCCUCUGAUGGAUGGGUCCCAGUACAGGAAUGGGAAACGACGCAAGCUGCGCACAAAGAGCUUUUGGAUGGGAUGUUGCAAGUCGUCUUAAAUAAUGAAGACGCCGAUCCCGAUGAGCCUGUGAAGGACGAAGCAACACUCAGUCUGUCCAAGCCCCUUGAAGCUCGCCAUCACUGUCACAAUUUCACAGCCGACCACAAGAGCCUUGACACAGCAUACAUUCCAAAGAACCAGCCCUUUGGCUUAUGUCAUGGAAUGCCAAGUUACAUGGCUGAUGAAGUUAUUGGAGGCAACUCUUUGCAACACUUGAUGUCUGAUGACAGAUGCGAUAUAGUGACCGGGAGCGAUAGCUCAUUGUACUUGGUAGCAUGA
This is a messenger RNA of Aspergillus sclerotioniger CBS 115572, 1692 nucleotides long. RefSeq lists its product as uncharacterized. The coding region runs from base 1 to 1692 and encodes 563 amino acids. Gene Ontology annotation, cellular component: mitochondrion. NCBI's taxonomy places the organism in Eukaryota, Fungi, Ascomycota, Eurotiomycetes, Eurotiales, Aspergillaceae. The transcript has 4 exons. The record is from RefSeq and is a predicted model, not a curated record.